AUGCUGUGGGUGUCCGAGCAUGGUGGCACUCACAUGGACGCUCCCUCUCACGUCGACCCAGGCGGUAAGACAGUCGACCAGGUGUCUUUAGAACGACUGAUGGGCACCGCUGUGGUCAUUGACCUGUCCCUGUCGGCUCAUUUGGACCCAGACACACAACUGCAAAUCCCAGAUAUCACAGGCUGGGAGGCCUGGAACGGACAAAUCCAGGAUAACUCCAUUCUGGCGGUUAACACAGGCUGGGGUCGAUACUGGCCCAAUGCGACGCGUAUCCUAGGAACGCCCAACCACAGCGAUCCGUCCGCUUUCCAUUAUCCCGGGGUCCAUCCAAAUGCUGCCAGUUGGUUGGUCGAAAACAGACCCCAAGUGGUUGCCAUAGCGGUAGACACGCCUUCUGUUGACUUUGGUCAAAAUAAAAACUACUCGGUUCAUCGAAUUUUUGCCAAAGCCGGCGUGCCCGUGUUUCAGAACGUGGCUAACUUAGAUCAGCUGCCUCCUAGUGGCUGCAAGAUUUUAGCCAUUCCGAUGAAAAUCGAAGGUGGAAGUGGCGCUCCGCUUCGAAUUUUCGCCAUUUUACACGAGCAUCGCGAGAAACAGCGAGAUCAUUUUCAUUUGACCACCGACCUGAGAUACUGUCACAGCGCAAGUGCAGACAUAUCAGCUGGAAGCCAGUUUCUACCCGACAAACGUUGUUUGUCAGUCGCUGUGUCUAUCUGCUUUUUCAUAUUUACGCAAGGCUUAAUUACGUGCAUGGGCGUAAAUUAA
This is a messenger RNA of Liolophura sinensis, 765 nucleotides long. Its product is annotated as isatin hydrolase-like. The transcript has a single exon. The coding region runs from base 1 to 765 and encodes 254 amino acids. The record is from RefSeq and is a predicted model, not a curated record. Gene Ontology annotation, molecular function: arylformamidase activity. NCBI's taxonomy places the organism in Eukaryota, Metazoa, Mollusca, Polyplacophora, Chitonida, Chitonidae.